Molecule: messenger RNA, 1882 nt
Organism: Penicillium samsonianum
Lineage: Eukaryota; Fungi; Ascomycota; Eurotiomycetes; Eurotiales; Aspergillaceae
Exons: 5
Coding region: 133-1611 (492 amino acids)
Biological process (GO): transmembrane transport
Molecular function (GO): transmembrane transporter activity
Source: RefSeq, a predicted model, not a curated record
ACAUUAAUAAGCGGGUCUAUGCACCUAGGUAGACGCGAGGGGCUGGGGUAGUUGGUCUGUGUAAAAACUAAGAUAAGCCCCUUUUUUUUCACUGAACCGAUCAUUAAGCUCGUGAAACAACCCGUGGACACUAUGAGAGCCUCAUCAGACCACCAAGAACCAUGGGGCUUCCAAUGGCGAUCAUCCACUUAUUUCAUUGUCGCGACAGUGGCAGUGGCGUUGCUCACCGAUAUGUAUCUGUAUGGAUUUCUCGUUCCAAUUCUUCCAUUCGUGUUGGAGCAUCGACUGGGACUUGACGUCUCACUCACCCAGCGCGUAAGCACGGCGCUGCUAUCCCAAACCGCGCUCGUCAUGGUCGUGGCAAGUCCCUUGAUCGGGGCUCAUGCUGAUCGCUCGGGCGCGAAACGUGCCUGGCUGUUAUUUGGACUUGCGGGUGCACUGCUGGGCUCUUUGAUACUCGCCAUGGCGACUUCAUUGUUCGCUCUCUUUACCGGGCGCCUUGUACAGUCUGUGGCCAGCACUGGUCUCUGGGUGGUAGGCUUUGCUACUCUGGCAGAAAACGUUCCUGCCGAGCAGCUGGGCAAAAUCUAUGGCUUCGUGACUAUUGCCAUUGGCGUAGGAACGUCGGGCGGACCACUUGCGGCUGGUGUUCUGUUCGAUCUAGGCGGGUAUUGGGUGGCAUGGUCGAGUGUGCUUUUCGUUAUCGUGUUUGAUGUGAUCCUGCGAUUUCUGAUGCUAGAGCGGUCGCGAGACACCAGUGAACCUGCUCACACGGAGCGGAACGGGCAGGAUCCAGAGAGGGAGGCACUUUUACCACCAUCGACUGACCCAGAUCCACAGGUAAGCAGUCAGGCUGUAUCGGAAAAGACGGGUAUACAAUUCUAUCUAUGCCUGUGUAGCAACGGUCGUUUCGUUGGUGGUGUCGUUAGUUAUUUCUGCUACGCCGUUCUAACUGCCAGCUUCGAUACAACCCUUCCUCUCCAUGUGCGUGACGCCUUUCAUUGGGGAAGUCUCCCCGCUGGUUUGUUGUUUGGCGCUUUCCAGGGCCCCGCGGUGUUCUUUAGCGUUCCUGUCGGCUGGCUGAAGGAUCGAGUGGGGACUCGACACCCGACCAUGAUCGGUUUUGCUCUUCUAGUGCCUUUAAUGUGGCUAAUUGGUGUUCCUGGGGACGAACGGUUUCCCUGGGCUCGUGAAGAGGAGAUUGGUUCGAUCAUAUACAGUGUAGCUGUCCUGUGUAUCGGGAUUGUGAUAUGCUUGCUCAACGGAGUGGGUAUGAUGGAAGCCACUCAAGCCGUUGACGAGAUCGAAGGAGAGAAUCCCGGAAUCUUCGGUCCGAAUGGCGGGUAUUCGAGGGCAAUAUCAGUCUCCAGUAUCAGUUGGACGCUGGGGAUGUUUGUUGGGCCGAUUCUCUCGGGAUAUGGUACGGAACAAAUCGGAUACUAUGGAAUGAAUUGUGUGUUGGGUUCCGGGGGUAUGCGGACUAUGUUCCAUCACCGCCUUCCUGAAUUUAAAAUCGUCGGUGCCUCUACGGCCGAGUCAGAAGAACCAGAUGCCUUCUGGUGGAGUUUCGAGAUGAGAACUAAAGAAUGGGCCCCGUUUGAUAUUGCCUAAAUUCCACCGGUGUUUGGGGUUGGAAGCUGUAUCUCGCUUAAAAAAAAAGAUAACAAAAGGCAGAAAAAAAGAAAAACUCAAAAUUUUUGUGACAAGCCCGAUUUUUUUAAGCUUAGCGCAACAAAAGAACCGAAAGGGGGGCCGAUUACCUUGAAAUAGUCCUGGAACAUGCAUAGAAGGUUAAUGGGGCCAUUGAAAUCCUUACCGAGGUGCGCCGUACGGAGUACAAUAUCAAAGAGCACAUUCAACCCCAGACUCGAAAGUAGAAAAA